Messenger RNA from Leptosia nina, 234 nucleotides. The record is from the annotation of a GenBank genome assembly. NCBI's taxonomy places the organism in Eukaryota, Metazoa, Arthropoda, Insecta, Lepidoptera, Pieridae.
AUGAACAAAAUUAUAUUCGCGCGCGAGACCCCCACACCCCCGUCUCGCGGCCGCGGCCGUCCCCCGCCCGAGGAAAUUGCUUUUCUUUCAGCGGGCGCCGGGCUCACACACGACGCGGGCGCGAGAGGGUUAACUCCGAGGCACACACAAUAUUAUAAUUUACGUUUCCCCGUAUAUCGCGCAAUAGAAGGUGCUAAAGUCGCCACCCAAAAGCCACCUACAGCCGCUAUGUGA